Messenger RNA from Protopterus annectens (West African lungfish), 7165 nucleotides. RefSeq names its product mucin-19-like. Gene Ontology annotation, cellular component: extracellular matrix. NCBI's taxonomy places the organism in Eukaryota, Metazoa, Chordata, Ceratodontiformes, Protopteridae. Gene Ontology annotation, molecular function: protein binding. The record is from RefSeq and is a predicted model, not a curated record.
GAGAGACUUAACAUUUUAGCCCAUCAUCAUGAAUUUGAAAUUAUUUUUGAUCUGGGCUUUUUGCCUGAGCAGAGGUGCUGUUGUUACUGCCCAAAGUGAAAAUUCAGGCUCUUUGGCAUCUAAUGUUCCUCUAUCAAUAGAGUCACUUAUAGCAGCUGAAACUGUUGAAACUUGCAACAUUUGGGGAACAGGAUCAUUCAAACCCUUUGCUGGCAACUGCUUCCAUUUAAAGACAACAUGCAAAACUGCGAUUACUUGGGACUGCGGUAAUACUGUAUCUGGGUUUAGUGUUGAAAUAACUCGAAACACCUCAUAUUCAGUCAGUCAGAUUAACAUUAUGAUCGAUGAAGUAUCAAUCAAAUUAAAUAAUGUCCAAAUCACUGUUAAUGGAGAAAAUGUGACACUUCCUUAUGAUCAAAAGAAGGUUAGUAUACAAAAGUAUGGACUUCAGACAAGCAUUGACAGCAGAAGAGGCAAUGUAAACGUCAAAUGGAACAAUAACGAUGCAUUAUCGAUAGAAGUUUUCACACUGCAGAAAACAUGUGGAUUAUGUGGAGAUAUGCAAUCUGAAUCGGCUGACAGUAUAUAUGAGCGGCAGAUUCAAAACAUAAUAAAUGAUGGUGAACAAUGUUUGCAAGAAAGUGAAGAAUCCUUAGCUAAACCUGCAUGUGAAGAUGGGGAACAGUACUGCAACACGAUAAGAUCAUAUUUCGUUUCGUGUCCAGACAGUAUCCUUGAUAAUAUUAUUGCUAUGUGUGCCAUUGAGUAUUGUGACUCCGGACUGAGAAAAGAAAGUGCUUGUCCCAGCUUUUCAGAAGUAGCCCAACAAUGCUGUGCAUAUUCACAAAUUUCUGAAAUGAAUGACUGGAGGAGUGAUCCAAAUAUAACAUGUGCCACACCUGUUUGUGACAAAAAUCAAGAAUACCAAGAAUGUGGGUCAGCAUUUCAACCAACAUGCAUAUUCCCAGUAUCCUUACAAAAGACCAACUACGUUAGUGCUUGCAAAUGUCCUGAAGGUUUGGUUCUUAAUGAUGUUGAAAGUAAUGGUGAAUGCAUUAUGCAACAGGAAUGCCCCUGUGCAUAUGAUGGAAAAAUAUUUCUGCCAGGGUCUGAAAGGUCAUCUUCACGUGAAUCAUGCAAAUGCGUUGAUGGAACAUGGCAGUGUCAGUGUGACAGCUGUCACAGGAUGUGCAGUAUAGAAGCUGGACCACACAUUAUUACAUUUGAUGGCACACCGUACACAGUGACAGGAGACUGUCAAUAUUAUGCAAUAAUGACUGAAUAUUUUUCAGUUAAUAUUGGAAUCCAAAAAGGUAACAAUCCAGGAGUGCACUCAAGCUUGGCCAACGUCAGUGUCAUACUGAAAACUCCUAAUCCUCAAAUCUGGACUAUACAAAGUGAUGGCACCGUUUUAAAGGAUGGGAGUGAAAUUCCAUUGCCCUACAAUGGAGACAUAAUUAUGUGCCAGCAGUCUUCGAUGUUUGUGAAAACUGAGAUUUCCUUUGGAAUAGGAAUGAACAUGUUGAUUCAGACUUCUCCAGACAUGCAAGCAUACUUCACAGCACCUCAAGAAGCACAAGGAACAAUAACUGAAAAAUUUGCACUAGACUAUUGUUAUCCAUUGAAGGAUCCCGGCGGGAUAUUUGGUAGUUGUUUUGCUGAAGUGGAAAGCAAGACAUAUUAUCAGAGCUGCUUGUUUUCAACAUGUACCAGUGAUAGACCUGAAGACUCCAUGUGUGCUGCUUUAGGGAAUUAUGCCAAAGCUUGUGCUGCUGCAGGAAGGCCUGUUGGUGAUUGGAGAAACCGUAUCUGUGAGGUGAAAUGUGAAAAGGGUAUGGUCUUCAGCUACAACAAUACAGGAUGUUACCAAACGUGCCAGACAUUGCAAUCUGGCAUAUUCUGUGCUAACUGCAGUGAUCUUGUAGAAGGCUGUGCCUGUCCUCAAGGAACAUUUUUGAAUGCUUCAGGAUUCUGUGUUGCAAAGGAGGAGUGUGAGUGCUACUCAUCAUCUGAGAUCAUACACCCAGGCCAGUCAUAUACUUCAAAUGGCAAAACUUGUGUCUGCAGUGGAGGGCAAUUUUAUUGCAACGAGUCAUCAGGUGUUAAUGAAACAUGUCCUAUUGGUUCAAACUAUACGGAUUGUGCAAACUCGGUGUUAAUCACAGCAAGAGCAUGUUCAAACUGGAAUAUAGCAACUUAUCAGACAUGUGUACCUGGAUGCUACUGUGUAGAUCCCUUAGUUAGUUACAAAGAUACAUGUGUUGAUGUUCAGGAUUGCCCUUGCACACAUGGUGGAGUUGAAUAUUUCACAGGAACUAAAAUUAAUGUCCAGUGCAAUACAUGCACAUGCUCUGGAGGAAUUUGGCAGUGUACAGACAAUAACUGCCCAUCAAUGUGCCAUGUAUAUGGAGACGGAAGUUAUCUAACUUUUGAUGGACUGACGUUCAGCUUUGAUGGCAACUGUGAAUACACAAUGGUUGAGGAUUUCUGUGGUAAUGAAAAUGGCAGUUUUCGCAUAACAAUUCAAAGUGUUCCUUGUUGUGAAACUUCAUUUACCUGCUCAAGAACUAUGAACAUUAUAUUUAAGGGUAUGAUUCUUACUUUAAAAAAUGGCCAUUUUUCAGUAAGUAAUGAAACGUGUGAUGACCUGCCUCCACCGUAUUCCAUGCAUACAGUUGGCCUGAAAACCAUGAUCAUCCUAGACAAUGGGGUCAUCAUACAUUCAGACAGAUAUACUCAUGGAAGUGUUAUGCUUGAUCCAAUGUGGAAGGGCAAAGUAUGUGGUCUCUGUGGCAACAACAAUGGCAAUACUAAAGAUGACUUUAGAACAAGAGACAACAUUCAAGUCGGAGAUGCACUAGUAGUUGGGAACAGUUGGAAGAAUUAUGGAUCUUUGUGUUCAAAUGUGAAAACAGAACUAUUUCCAUGUGAUGCAAAUCCCUAUUGUAGAGCCUGGGCAUUUGGAAAAUGCAGUAUUAUUAUGGGCCCUACCUUUAAAAUAUGUCACAACAAGGUGAACCCUCAGCUAUUUUAUGAUGCUUGUGUUCAGGAAGCAUGUGUUUGCAAUAUGGGAGGAACAUUCUCUGGAUUUUGUACUGCUGUAGCAGUGUAUGCAGAGGCUUGCAAUAAUGCAGGUGUUUGUAUUAGGUGGCGUACACCUGACAUUUGCCCUGUUUUCUGCGAUUAUUAUAAUGCACCAGGACAGUGCAGAUGGUACUAUGAUCCUUGUGGAAAUGAGAGGCAAAAAACAUGCUCAGGAUAUCAUCACAAUCGUAAUGACAGCAGGUUUUCUAUCACACUAGAAGGAUGCUAUGCCCGAUGUCCCAAGGAUGCACCAUUCCUUGAUGAAAAUACAAUGACGUGUGUGAAGCUAUGUGACUGCACCUGCUUUUAUAAUAAUCAAAUAUUGCUACCAAAUGAAAGUAUUACUAUAUCAUCAGAUGGCUGUUGCAAAAUAUGUAAAUGUGACUGUGGAAAACUGAUAUGCAAGCCAUGUGAAACUACAACUACAGUUAUAACAACAUCUGCUUCUAGUAUAUCAGCAACAACAACAACUACUAAUACUCCAACUUCAACUUCAAGCACUUUAACAAUAACUACACCCUCCGCCUCAACAGCUUCAAGCACACUGAUAACAACUACAACUUCACCUUCAACCUCAACAGCAACAACAACUACUACUCCAACUUCAAUAAUAACUACUACUCCAACAUCACCUUCAAGCACACUGAUAACAACUACAACUUCACCUUCAACCUCAACAGCAACAACAACUACUACUACACCAGUUUCAAGUAAGCCAUUAUCUUCAAGCACUUUAACCACAACUACACCCUCCACCUCAACAGUAACAAGAACUACUACUCCAACAUCAACUUCAAGCACAUUGACAACAACUACAGAAACUCCACCUUCAACCUCAACAGCAACAACAACUACUACUACUCCAGCUUCAACUUCAAGCACUUUAACCACAACUACACCCUCCACCUCAACAGCUUCAAGCACAUUAACAACAACUACAGAAACUCCACCUUCAACCUCAACAGCAACAACAACAACUACUACUCCAGCUUCAACUUCAAGCACUUUAACCACAACUUCACCCUCCACCUCAACAGUAACAAGAACUACUACUGCAACCUCAACUUCAAGCACAUUGACAACAACUACAGAAACUCCACCUUCAACCUCAACAGCAACAACAACUACUACUCCAGCUUCAACUUCAAGCACUUUAACCACAACUUCACCCUCCACCUCAACAGUAUCAACUACUCUGACUUCUACUACCAAGAGAAAAACAACUUCCCCAACAGUAUCUACCAGUUUGUCAACCAGCACCAGAAGAACAUCUACCCCAACAGUAUCAACCACAUUGACAGCCACCACCACUCCAGAAACAUCUACUUCAACAGUUACUUCACCACCACUGACAACAACAGAAAACAGCACUUUUUCAACUACCAUCACAACUGAAACCAUUUCAACAAAAGGAUCCACAGUCUUUUCUACAACUGGGGUAAUUUCCUCAACAGAAUGUACCAUUAUGACAACUGUAAUACGAACCGAAGCAUCUACUUCAAUAGGCAUCACAAGACCACCAAUAACUCCUCAGAACUGUUUAUGCAAAUCAGAUCCUCCUAGAAAGCCUUUGGAAAGAUGGAUUCAAGACUGUGGUGAUGCAUACUGCACAGAAAGCUGUACUAUCAUUGUCACUCCCAGACCAUGCCCCACAGAUAUGCCUUGCAAGUAUCCUGUAUAUUACAAUGAUGGCUGCUGUCCUCGUCACAAAUGCUACUGUAAAUGUGCAGUAUGGGGAGACCCCCAUUACUUAAGCUUUGGUGGGGUUCACUACAUGUUUCCAGGAAACUGCACAUAUCUACUGGUAGGAGAAACGAUUCCCAAGAAUGAUUUUAAUAUAUAUAUUGACAACAUCAACUAUGGCUCCAAUUCCUUAUACUCAAAUGUCAAAGCAGUUGUUAUAAUUUCCAGAGGUAACAGAAUGAGCCUGUCAUCCAAUGAUGCGGUAUAUUGCAAUGAUGACCUUGUCAGUCCUCCUUACUACUGCAAUGGAACAAUCCUCACCUCAACAAAGACUGUGAACACAGCUCUUAUUCAAAGUGCAAAUGUUAUUGUGCAAGUAGAUAAUACAGGAUAUCUUUCAGUACAAUUACCAGAACAAGAAUUUAGAGGCAACACAAAAGGACAAUGUGGUGUCUGUGGAGGGGAUUCCUGCAUCAGAAGAAAUGGAAAAAUUGAACCAGACACAUGUUGUGAAGAAACUGCAUAUGAAUGGAUGAUUGAAGAUAAACAUAAGCCAUACUGUAGCUUAUUAGAAAUACCUUGUUCACAAAAUAAUACAAAACCAUACCUGGACAUAUCAACUGAGCCAUGUUCAGGACCUUGCUGUCUAAUUGAUAAAUUCACGGAUUGUCCUCCAGAUGUGGAUCUCUCUUUCCUUAAAAAGUCUUGUGAAUAUGACUACAGAAAGAAAGGAGAUGCAUCAGCAACUUGCGCUAGUCUCAGCUGUGCUGCAAAAUUAUGUUCAUCAUGUUUUGACUGGCGCAUGUAUACUCAUAAUCAGUGCAACCGCACUUGCCCAGGAGACCUUAAGUUUCACUCAUGCAGAAAUACAACAGAACAUUACUGUGAUGGAAGUGAACUGAAACCUUAUCCAAAGCCUCUUGAUAAAGAAGAAGGAUGUUUCUGUCCUGAAGGCAUGUUUAGAGAAUCAAUGUACAGUGUUAAAUGUGUCUAUAAGUGUCCUUCUUGCUGUGGACCACUGGGAGAACGAAAAUAUCCUGGAGACACGUGGAUAUCAAACUGCCAUAAAUGUGUCUGUAGCAACAUUACAAAAACAGAAGACUGUGUACCACUUCCUUGUCCACCACGGCCUACCUGUCAACAGGAUGAAACACUAAAUAUAUACAAUACUACAGAUGGCUGUUGUCCACUUUACACUUGUGAACCUAUAAGGUGCAAAUAUAACCAGCAGGAAUACAAGCCGGGUGACGUAUGGACUUCAGACUGCCAUAUAUGUAGGUGUGACAUAUCAUCCCAUUCUGUGAUAUGUCAGCCUUAUCAAUGCCCACCACUUCCUGUAUGUGGACAGAAUGAGCAGCUGAAAUACAGUAAAAACUCUUCCAAUCCAUGCUGCUUAGAUGCGUAUUGUGCUCCAGUAGUGUGUGUAUAUAACCAAAAGCAAUACAAACCUGGUGACAAAUGGACUAUCAGCUGUCAGGACUGUGUGUGUAACAACAACGCAUCUGUGCAGUGUGCACCACACAUUUGCCCACAGGAUCCUCAAUGUAAGCUAGGAGAACAGCUAACAAAAACUUAUGUAGAUGGCGUCUGUUGUCCAACAGCUCAGUGCACUCCAGUGAUGUGCAGUUUUAUGCAAAAUGAGUAUAAGCCUGGAGAUAAAUGGAGUUAUUACUGCCAAGACUUUACUUGCAGCAACAUUACACAUAAUGUGGAGUGCCUGCCUCUAACAUGUCCACCAGAUCCAGUAUGCAAACCUGAAGAAAAGCUAAUUAAAUGUAAUGGAAGCAAAUCGUGCUGCCCAAAAGCUGAAUGCAUUCCACGGACAUGUGAAUAUCAAGGAAAAAUUUAUAAAAUUGGGGAAAUAUUUUUAGAUCCGACAGAUAGCUGUAUGACUUUGCAGUGUACUGCAGCAGGACUAUAUGCCAAAUAUGAAAAAUGUCUGUAUCAAACAAACUGUCCAAUGGAAAAGCGUAUUUACAGCCCAAACCAGUGCUGCUACAUAUGUCAAGAUAAAUGCUUGCCGGUUCCAAAACCUGUAUUGGUCACAGUAAAAGGCUGCCAGGCUGUUAUUACAAUGCAAGAGUGUCGUGGUGACUGCUCUGCAUUCAACAUAACAGCAAACUAUGACGCUCUGGUGAACAAAUGCAUGUGCUGUGAUGCAGUUAAAACAGAGACACGGAGCAUUGAUCUCACCUGUCCAUAUAACACCAAACUAACACACAAAUACAAAUACAUUACUGCAUGCAAUUGUAUAAAUUGCACUGAAUAGUAUGUGUGUGUAUGUAAGUAUAUGUGCUGCAUAUUUUUCAUGAUGUAGUCUCUCCUGUUUUUAAUCAUUUAUCUUGUCAAGUGAUUUUACAAAAUGUAAUUAAAAUUAAAAUAUAUAUUUGAGCAACUA